Molecule: messenger RNA, 1290 nt
Organism: Menidia menidia (Atlantic silverside)
Lineage: Eukaryota; Metazoa; Chordata; Actinopteri; Atheriniformes; Atherinopsidae
Source: the annotation of a GenBank genome assembly
AUGCAUCCGCUGCCUAUUGUCUCCAUCCAGAUAGGCGUGAUGAUGGCCCCGCCCUGGCUGUCCGGUGUUCUUCUCUGUGUGAUUGGCUCAGUCCUGGCUUUACCACCCACGGAGCCACCGUUGAUCCAUGGUCAUCCCUUUGUGGUCUUAUGGAACGCUCCCACUGACCGAUGUGAACAACUGCACAUUCCACUGGACACAGCAGCGUUCAAGGCGGUGACCACACCUGCAGCUGUGCCCGGCCAGUUCCUGACCAUCUUUUAUGAGGACAGGCUGGGUCUUUACCCCAAAUUUGACAUCAAGAAGCAAAAGAGCUACAAAGGUGGUGUUCCUCAGAAUGUCAACCUGACAGAGCAUCUUGCCAAAGCCCAGAGUCAAAUAGAUUACUACAUUUCCCACGAUUCCGCGCCAGGACUCGCUGUCAUUGACUGGGAGUCCUGGCGACCUCUUUGGGACCAGAACUGGGGAUCAAAACGCAUUUAUCAGAAGUUGUCUCUCACUCGUGCUUUACAAAUGGCCCCACAUUUGUCAUCAAAGCAAAUUUCUAAUAUGGCGAGGGACCAGUUUCAGCUAGCUGGGCGGCGCCUCAUGGAGAAGACGAUCAGCCUUGGGAUUGGUGCGCGACCAAGCCGCCGUUGGGGUUUCUACCUGUUCCCCGACUGCUUCAACUAUGGAUGGGAGAAGCAAAACUACACAGGGAAGUGUUCCUCAAAGAUUCAGAAGCAGAACAACCAAAUGAUAUGGCUCUGGGAGCGAAGUUCCGCCCUUUUUCCCUCCAUCUACCUCCACCUUAGCCUGAGGAACUCCCCCCAAGCUGCCCUCUACGUUCGCCAUCGUGUCCAGGAGGCGCUUAGAGUGGCAGCUCUCCCAAAGCGGGCCUAUACGGUGCCAGUCUAUGUCUACUCCAGGCUGCUCUACCGGGAUCAGACCAAGAAGUUGGAGAGCCAGAUGGAUCUGGUCAGCACUGUGGGAGAGUCUGCAGCUCUGGGAGCUUCUGGGGUCGUGAUGUGGGGAGCCACAAAAGACUACAGUAAUAAGGUUUCCUCCGGCUGCUGUGCCGGGGGGGGGGGCCGCUGCGUGCGGCGGGACCCUGACUCCCCCCACUACCUGCACCUGGACCCCCAGCGCUUCCGGCUGCUGCUCGCCGGCGGCAGGUACGCGGCUGUGGGUGUCCCGGCGGCGGAGGACCUGCAGGCCUGGGCGGAGGCCUUCACCUGUCAGUGCUACGCCGGGGGGGGGUGCCCCCCCAGACCCCUGCCCCCCCCCUCCCUCACAGUCAUCAACCUCUGA